This is a messenger RNA of Lingula anatina, 6448 nucleotides long. Its product is annotated as small G protein signaling modulator 2. NCBI's taxonomy places the organism in Eukaryota, Metazoa, Brachiopoda, Lingulata, Lingulida, Lingulidae. The record is from RefSeq and is a predicted model, not a curated record. Gene Ontology annotation, biological process: activation of GTPase activity. Gene Ontology annotation, molecular function: GTPase activator activity.
UAUAAAAUAUUUAAAGCUUUUGACACAGUUGUCGACUUUUAAACCAAUCUUUUCACAGAGAUAUGAUUUACCCCGUGAUUAUUAGCGGAUGGAUACAACUACUUAAUAACUGAGAGGAGAGAAAAAUUACAUAGAUUAACCCGUCAUUCUGAUAGUUAGAUAUUGCAAUUUCAACAUUGACCAUUUUCUUAAAGUGUAAUGCCAAUAAGACCUUGGCAUAAUUUGUUUGGUUUUUGCGCGCAAUGCUCUUGGGUUGGAAGUCCUUCGGUCAUCAACAUUAACGAUGGCAGCGACGUGCGAAGGCGAGGCAGAUACCAGAGACAAACUGCUGAAAAAUGUAAAGAAAGAGGUGAAACAGCUCAUGGAAGAAGCUGUAACCAGAAAGUUUGUCCAUGAGGAGAGCAGCAGUAUCAUGUCUCUUAGUGGAGCUGUGGAAGCUUGUCUUCUGCAUGGCCUCAAGAAACGUGCGCUAGGUCUCUUUAAGCUGAGCACCACUACUGCGCUGCUCCAGAAAGUUGCCAAGGGAUUUGAACCAGCGGCCCAUGUCAUGAAGACUUACAGUGAAAUAGAAAAUCUGCAUGAAGCAUCCAAAAAAUCAUCCAUUUCCCUCACUUUAGAUGGCAACAGAAAUCAGAGUGUAAAGAAACCAAGUGGUAUUUACAACCCCAAAUACUUGUGGAUCAGGAUUGCUCUUUUUGAGAAACAGCUGGCCAAGAUUUUAGACUAUCUUGUCAAAAACUGGAAUAAAUAUUAUGAGGAGUGGGCAUUAAUAGCUGAUGGUUGUGAUGGACCUAUUCUCUCCUCUCUCUUAGUUGGUCCCUGUGCCCUGGAAUAUACCAAGAUGAAAACCACUGACCAUCUGUGGACAGACCCGCCUGCAGAUGAGCUGGUGCAAAGACACAGGAUCCACAGUGGAGGCAAUCACCACAUUACCAGGCCAGACUCCCCAAAGAGGCCUGGACUGCAGAUCCGGAGACACACCAGUAGCAGCAGUGAGGAGAGCAUGAGGGGAGCUCCAGUGUCGGCCAAAGAAUAUGUAGAAUCUCUUCAUCAGAAUUCCAGGGUGCUUCUCCUGUAUGGAAAGAAUAAUGUCCAUGUUCAGCCAAAAGAAGAUGCACAGCCCUUGCCUGGCUACCUGUCUCUUCAUCAGUCUGCAGAUGGACUGACCGUCAAGUGGACACCCAAUCAACUGAUGGGUGGUGGACAGAACACUCAGGAAGACACGGAUAAAAGUAUCUACUGGGACUAUGCCUUGGCCAUUCAUGUGGAUGAGAUAGUCUACCUUCACUGCCAUCAGCAGCCUGACAGUGGUGGCACCCUGGUCCUAGUGGGGCAAGAUGGUGUCCAGCACCCCCCUAUACAUUUCCCCAAAGGCGGUCAUCUGCUGGCCUUCCUGUCCUGCCUAGAGAAUGGCCUGCUGCCCCAUGGUCAGCUUGACCCUCCCCUAUGGUCACAAAGAGGUAAAGGCAAAGUAUUUCCAAAAUUGCGAAAGAGGAACAAUCGUCUGCGGGGCAGCAGCUCCAGUGCCUCAGGCUCCAGUUCAAGCCAAGAUGGAGACCUGCAUUCAGACUUGUUUGUAGAUGAGGAGACCACAGACUAUGUUUUUAGGAUUAUCACCACAUUCAGACCAGAGAACAUGCCCCCAGAAAUCCUUGACACAAAGACAGAGUUCAACUUCAAACUGUUGGACCUGUUUCCAUGGCAGAAUAAAGAGACCAACGUGAGCAAGCCGUCUACUCCAGUCACCCCAGAGACUUCCGUGCAUUCGUACGCUAGGGCGCAGCAGCACAUGAACAACACAUGUAUCUUUCAGAAUCAGUCGAAUCACAGAGCCACCAUAAAACAACUGUGUGAUACUAUGAGGAAGCAGAUUCUGUCACGGGCAUUCUAUGGAUGGCUUGCUCACCGUAGACACCUGAAGACAGUGCGUACUCACCUGUCUGGUCUGGUGAACAGUACCAUGUACCCUGUAGAUGACCCAUGUGACGCGGCUUGUGGCCUCUCUGCUGAUACCUGGGCAGAACUGUAUAAGAACCAAGUGGUGGAAGACUCCUUGGAAGUGAAUAGACUGACUUAUUAUGGUGGUGUGGCACAUGAAAUUAGGAAGGAGGUGACUUAUUUUCAAACCACGAGGGAAAAGAAAGAAUUACUUACAGGUCAUACUGUACUGUACGAGUUAAGCAAAGUAUUUCCAAAAUUGCGAAAGAGGAACAAUCGUCUGCGGGGCAGCAGCUCCAGUGCCUCAGGCUCCAGUUCAAGCCAAGAUGGAGACCUGCAUUCAGACUUGUUUGUAGAUGAGGAGACCACAGACUAUGUUUUUAGGAUUAUCACCACAUUCAGACCAGAGAACAUGCCCCCAGAAAUCCUUGACACAAAGACAGAGUUCAACUUCAAGCUGUUGGACCUGUUUCCAUGGCAGAAUAAAGAGACCAACGUGAGCAAGCCGUCUACUCCAGUCACCCCAGAGACUUCCGUGCAUUCGUACGCUAGGGCGCAGCAGCACAUGAACAACACAUGUAUCUUUCAGAAUCAGUCAAACCACAGAGCCACCAUAAAACAGCUGUGUGAUACUAUGAGGAAGCAGAUUCUGUCACGGGCAUUCUAUGGAUGGCUUGCUCACCGUAGACACCUGAAGACAGUGCGUACUCACCUGUCUGGUCUGGUGAACAGUACCAUGUACCCUGUAGAUGACCCAUGUGACGCGGCUUGUGGCCUCUCUGCUGAUACCUGGGCAGAACUGUAUAAGAACCAAGUGGUGGAAGACUCCUUGGAAGUGAAUAGACUGACUUAUUAUGGUGGUGUGGCACAUGAAAUUAGGAAGGAGGUAUGGCCCUACUUACUUGAACAUUACACAUUUGGCAGCACUCCAGAGGAGAGACAAGCACUGGACCAAUCCAUACAAACUGGCUACGAACAAACCAUGUCUGAAUGGCUUGCUGUGGAGGCAAUUGUUAAGCAACGAGAAAAGGAAUCUGCUUUAGUCAAUCUAUCGAAAUACUCGUCAGGAAGCACCGAUACCAUUCCUUUAGUCAGGAAGGAUUCCAGUUUGAGUAAUGAUGUUUUCUUCGAUGGCAGCCUUGAGGUGGAAGAAUUUCAUCCCCACGAGCCACCAUUGACAGAGGAGAGCUCAACCGGAGCCUCAACCCCAAUGAGUGAUCAGGCUGCGUUAAAAUUGGUCCAGUCAGAAGUGGCUCAACUGUCAGCCAAAAUCCAAGAAGAAUUCACAGCAACUACAUCCACGACUGCCACAGAGAACAAAGAGAAGGUGGAUGACAUGAGAGCGACGAUACAACGACGUAAUCUGAAAAGAUCUGAUGAACUGGACAGCACCAGCCCAGAUGAGGGGAUAGGGGACUCCCUCCUUCAGAGACAGAGUACCUGUGAGUCCAAGGGGACUCUGUAUGACAGUUUUGACAAUGACAGUGCUUGUGAUCGAGGUGACGAAGACCAGGGGCCAAGUAAGGACAUUGUGGUCACAUACCCAGCAGCAGAGGAUGUGUUCUCCAAGGGCGAGAGCACCCCUAAAGGGGAGGUCACACCUGAAGACCAAGAAGUCGCAGCGCUCAAUGAAAAUGCCAAACGUUCAGGCAUCAGUGUUACUGAAGUAUGGCCCUACUUACUUGAACAUUACACAUUUGGCAGCACUCCAGAGGAGAGACAAGCACUGGACCAAUCCAUACAAACUGGCUACGAACAAACCAUGUCUGAAUGGCUUGCUGUGGAGGCAAUUGUUAAGCAACGAGAAAAGGAAUCUGCUUUAGUCAAUCUAUCGAAAUACUCGUCAGGAAGCACCGAUACCAUUCCUUUAGUCAGGAAGGAUUCCAGUUUGAGUAAUGAUGUUUUCUUCGAUGGCAGCCUUGAGGUGGAAGAAUUUCAUCCCCACGAGCCACCAUUGACAGAGGAGAGCUCAACCGGAGCCUCAACCCCAAUGAGUGAUCAGGCUGCGUUAAAAUUGGUCCAGUCAGAAGUGGCUCAACUGUCAGCCAAAAUCCAAGAAGAAUUCACAGCAACUACAUCCACGACUGCCACAGAGAACAAAGAGAAGGUGGAUGACAUGAGAGCGACGAUACAACGACGUAAUCUGAAAAGAUCUGAUGAACUGGACAGCACCAGCCCAGAUGAGGGGAUAGGGGACUCCCUCCUUCAGAGACAGAGUACCUGUGAGUCCAAGGGGACUCUGUAUGACAGUUUUGACAAUGACAGUGCUUGUGAUCGAGGUGACGAAGACCAGGGGCCAAGUAAGGACAUUGUGGUCACAUACCCAGCAGCAGAGGAUGUGUUCUCCAAGGGCGAGAGCACCCCUAAAGGGGAGGUCACACCUGAAGACCAAGAAGUCGCAGCGCUCAAUGAAAAUGCCAAACGUUCAGGCAUCAGUGAGAAAACCAGACAUCUUUCUACCUCAAAGGAGAGUUUGGCAUCUCCAGCCUCCCCAGCUUGUCAUGGUGCUGCUUACACUCCAGAAUUACUGGACAGUGUGGCUCUCAACCUCCACCGUAUUGACAAGGAUGUUCAGAGAUGUGAUAGGAACUACCACUUCUUCACUACAGAGAACCUGGAAAAGCUGAGGAAUAUAAUGUGCACAUAUGUGUGGGAAAACUUGGAUGUUGGCUAUGUUCAAGGCAUGUGUGACCUCCUGGCCCCCUUGCUAGUCAUUUUUGAUGAUGAGGCCCUGUCAUACAGCUGCUUCAAGCAGUUAAUGAAGAGGAUGUCUGGAAACUUCCCACAUGGAGGCGCAAUGGACACACACUUUGCUAACAUGAGGUCACUCAUUCAGAUCCUAGAUUCUGAGCUGUUUGAGCACAUGCACCAGAAUGGGGACUACACACACUUCUACUUCUGCUACAGGUGGUUCCUGCUGGACUUUAAGAGAGAACUGGUGUAUGAUGAUGUUUUCUCAGUAUGGGAGACCAUCUGGUCUGCCUGCCACAUCAGCUCCUCUCACUUUGUCCUCUUCAUUGCUCUGGCACUGGUGGAAUACUACAGGGAAAUUAUUAUGGACAACAACAUGGACUUUACUGAUAUUAUCAAAUUCUUUAAUGAAAUGGCUGAGCACCACAAUGCUAAGCAGGUGCUUGCUAUUGCACGUGACCUCGUUUACAGACUGCAGAAUCUCAUUGAAAACAAGUGACAUUUUGAAGGAGUCUACCAAACAGUCUUAUGACUUAAAAGUAAAACUUUUAUGCCAAAGGAAAUAAAAAGGGGAAGAUAUGGGACCCUUUUUGAGUCAAAGUAAACACUAGACAAAAAUAGAAAUCCAUAUAUUAUCUGGCCAAACUGAAUGAAUCAGCUAUACCAAAAAAUGGCCAUUUACAUAUGUUUACAUCAUUUAGUUUGGAAGAAAAAUCACAGCCUUAUCAGAAUUGCUACAUGAAUAAUAUAUUUGUCCUUAGAAAAGACAUAUGUUCAUGCAGUUGCAUAAUUUAUCUUAAAGUUAUGUAUGUAUUUUUUUCUUCUACCCAAAAAUGGCAUAUUUGAUAUUUUGGUGAAAGUCCGGUUCUGUUUUGAAGUUAAUACCAACUAAAGGCCAGAACCUGUUUAUUCCAUUUCUCAUUUUCGUCCAGUGCAUCAUGUGUUGACUUUUACCUUUUUUCAUCGCUUAAACUUUGAGCAAUUAACUUUUUCCCAAAGUACAAAUUUUAUAAUGAAAAUAAUUUUAAAUUAUGACCUAUAGGGACAAUUUAUACCAGCUUUAGAUUUCUUCUUUUGAAAAGAACUUUUACAUUUCUUGACUUUUGUCAAUUACAAAGUGGUGCUGGCAGUUGAAGGUGUAAAGUAGAAAAAAAGUAUGAUGGACUGGCUUUAACAGUUUUAAUUUAUUGGUUUUUGUGGUAUUCAGUUUUAUCUAUAAAUCUUCAAAAUACUUAACUUCAGAGGAAUGUUCUCAAGAUAUAUAUAAUUUAAUGUCUAUUAUAUUCUUCAUGACCAUUAUAUAGGUUGUAGAUGUUUAUCCUUCAUUGAUAGACAUCUUUUCUCUAAUUAGUUGUAACAUUCAGUAUUUGAAGAUGGUUCAUAAAAGUAAUGUACAAAUAGUGGAAAACAUACAGUAAUAUGUAGGAUAUGAGCUUACAAUGCAAAAUAGAACCACUUGAUAAUUUGCCAUUCUCAACUUGUAAAAAUAGUCUUGGUAUUUUAAUUAUGAUCCAUUUAAUUCUCAAUGGGAAUAUUUUAACUUUCAUUUAUGAAGAUCUGUAACCCACAAAUGUGCACGUUUUAAACAAUAAACUUUUAAUAAUAAAACUUCAAAAGCACAUUACUGCCACUCUUAUUAUGUAGAUAUUCAUUUCUGUCAACAUACUUAAUAUAAGCUAUGAUAAAUUCUGUAUAGUGAUGUCUUGUGGUUUAGUGUUACAAAUCUACAGUAUAUAUUAUUGUACAUUCACGUAGUAGAUUUUGGACUGUGAUGUUAUAAGUCGAUAAGGAAUCUAAACCUCACUUAAUUAGUACCACC